Messenger RNA from Closterium sp. NIES-67, 4654 nucleotides. Lineage: Eukaryota; Viridiplantae; Streptophyta; Zygnematophyceae; Desmidiales; Closteriaceae. The record is from the annotation of a GenBank genome assembly.
ACACACGCCACAAAUGACAUGGCUCGCGGUAGCAGCCCAGUCCCUUUCUGGCAGCAGCUACAAGUACCCAAUGGCCUCGUGCCACGUAUCGGUCACAGCGCGACGCUCGUCGGCAGCUGCAUGUACGUCAUGGGCGGGCGACUGGCGGAUCGCUCGCACGUGAACGACGUCUGGCUGUGCGACCUUUCCGGCUGCGACGGCGUCGAAGGGACUACCGACGAUGGGGGGAAGUCGAGUUGCCAAGCCGGAGAGGGAGGAGCAGGAGAGGCACGAGUAGGAGAAGGGGUACGAGGAAGAGAAGGAGGAGCAGCAGCGAGGUGGGAGUUGAUUAACGAGCACGCGCCGUUCUCCCCGCGAGCCUAUCACAGCGCGACGCUUGUGGGCGACUCGGAGAUCUGGGUGGUGGGCGGCAGCGACGAAAAGGCGGUGAAGCACGACGUGUUCGUGCUCGACACGCGCACCAGGCAGUGGAGGGAGGUGCAGACACGUGGCAGAUAUGCAGAGUAUCCACGUGCCACACAUGCGGCCCUGGUGCAUCCGCAGCACGCCACGUGGCUGCUCAUCCACGGGGGAUAUGGGGGCGAAGGGCCCAAGCUGGAUUUUCUGGCUGACCUCUGUGUUCUCGAUACAGAGUGUCUGCUAUGGCAAGACGUGCGUCCCUCCGGCGCCCCUCCCUCUGCCCGCGGCUACCACUCCAUGACAAACCUGGCCGGCCGGGCUGUCGUCUUCGGAGGAAAGACCAAGCAGCGCGCAGACAAGGAGCAGCAGGGCCUCUGGGCCUAUGACCCGCUAUGCGAUGCAUGGGUCGAGCCCAAGGUGGCAUCUUCGGGGGGACCCCGACCACAGCUACGGUCAAACCACGCGGUGGCAUGUGUGGGGGGCGAUAUGGCGGUGAUGCACGGAGGCAGGGUGAAGAAGGAUAGACUGGAUGACCUCUGGCUACUGCAGGCCUUAACCCCAGCACACAACACACCCCCAUCCCCACCAGCCUCCCAUGCCUCUCCGCCGCUCACCCUCGCCUGGCACCGCAUCGCCUCCCUCCCCCCCUCCCCCCCCAUGCCUGCUGUGCCUCCCCAUGUGGGGGAAGGGGAGAAUGUGGGAGGUGUGUGUGGUGGGAAGGGGGGCGCGGUGCCUGCGGGCAGGGCGGCGCACUCCUUGGUGUAUUGGGGCCGGUCGCUGUUCCUCUUCGGCGGCUAUGGCGGCAAGGAUCUCUCCUACGCCGACCUCUUUGCCCUCCGCAACCUUCCGUCUGCCUUCCCACCAACGGCCAGCCAAUCACACGCGGCCAACUCAGCAGGCAAGCAUGGAGGGGGAAUUCAGCCAGCUGCCCCUGGCCUGUUACGAGCCAAUCGUGCGACGACACAUGUCGAUGAAGAGGCUGUUGCAGGCACACGUGGCAUGGGAGCUGCAGGUUUGUCUGCUCGCCUUGAGGCUGCUGUGGGAGCAGGAAGAGAAGCUGGAGGAGGAGGAGGAGGAGGAAGAGGAGGAGCAAGAGGAGGAAGAGGGGGUAUCAAGGGGGGAGAAGGUCUAGCAGGAGUGGCAGGAGGAGCGGAAACAGCAGGGGCAGCAGCUCCAGUGACUUCACGACGAGCAACAACAGGAGGCGCAAAGCGGCCUUUGAGCACGGCUCGCAAGCUCACGACUGGGCUCGGAUCGUGGCGUGUGAGAAGGGGCAGCAAGACUGAGGCAAUGCAAGGUGAUGCCCAGAUAGGCUCUGGUCCCGUGGGUGGGGGAGUGGAGGGAGGGAGAGAAGGCAGGCAGGGUGGUGGUGGGGGGGACGUAGGAGAAGGGGCAAGAGGGAAGGUAGUAAAAGCAGGUGAGAAACGAAUGCAGCAGAAUGAACAGCAGAAGAAGCAGAAGCAGCAGAAGCAGCAAAGGCACCAGCAGCAGCAGCAGCUGGCGCAGAGGGAGCAGAGGGAGUGGAGGGCGGUGCAGCGGCAGCAGCUGGACCUAGUGGGGGGCGAUGGAACAGCUGUGGCCGGGGCAGGGGUUGGCGCAGGAAAGAGGGCUGGGACUGUGAACAUGGGCAAACCGGGUCCAGGUAUGGUGAGAGUAGGUGGCUCGGAUUCUGAGGCAUCAGGUUCGGAGGCAGGUCCGAUGGUUGGAGAUGAGAGGGAGGGUGGCAAUAAGAGAAGGCGUCUGGACCAUAACCCAACUAAUGGUGCUGCCGCUGCUGCUUCUGCUGCUGCUGCUGCUGCUGCUGCUGGUGCUGCUGCUACUGGUGGUUCUGGUGCUGCUGGUGGUGCUGGUGGUGCUGGUGGUGCUGCUGCUGCUGCCGGUGGUGCUGCUGGUGCUGCUGCUGGUGGUGGUGCUGCUGCUGGUGCUGCUGGUGCUGCUGCUGGUGGUGGUGGUGGUGCUGCUGCUGCUGGUGGUGGUGGUGCUGCUGAUACUGGUGGUGCUGCUGCUGGUGGUGCUGGUGCUGGUGGUGGUGCUGCUGGUGGUGCUGGUGGUGGUGGUGGUGCUGCUGAUACUGGUGGUGCCGGAGCCUUCAGCGUGGCUGCUGAGGCUGCUGGAAGGGCCAUCCCUGUGCGAGGGGCAACACAGGGAGGAAUGCUGGGGGCAGAGAAGAGAGUGAGAUGUGGGGAAGAUAGCGGUGAUGAGAGAGCGGAGGAGAGAGGGUCGGAGAGAGGGGUGGAGAUGGUGCAAGUACUGGAGAAGGAUCGAUUGAAGGGGGCACAAGGAAUGCGGGAGACAGGCGGGAUGGAGGCGCAAGGGAUGUGGGAGACAGGGGGCAUGGAGGCGCAAGGGGUGGUGCGGGCAGCAGAAGGCAUGAGGGCCAUGGAGCAGCGCCUAGCAGUGCUGGAGAGAGAUGUGCUGCUGCGAGCGUCCAUGGAGCAGCGGAUCAGGGCACUCGCGGACCAGCUAGCAGCAGCCAGGACAGACGCAGGGCUGGCUAGAGCAGAGGGGGAAGCAGUGAGGACGACUUGGGAGAAAUCCCAGAGCGAGCUGGCAGCAGCGCGAGCAGAGGGGAUGGCAGCAAGGGCUGCUCUUGAGAGAACGCAGAACGAUCUAGCAACAGCGAAGGCGGAGGUGGCAGCAACGAGGGCGGCACAGGAGAGGUGUGAGCGUGAGUUGGCAGCUGCGAGGGCGGAAGUGGAGCAGAGGGGAGUGGCAGAGGAGGAGCUUCGCAGGGCUCUGGCCUCCUGUAGAAGUGACCUGGCUCAAACUACGGCUCAGGCUGAAGCCGCGCGGCAGCAGAAGGAGGUGGAGAGGCGCAAGGGGGAGGAGCAGCAGCAGAGAGCCUGCGAGGUGGAGAGGAGGGUUGGGAAAGUCGAGACGCUGAUGAGGGAGCAAGAGGCGCAACUAGCCCACGCACAGGCUCAGAUGCGAGAUGCAACGAGGCAGGUGGACAGCCACCAGCAGCAGGCACGGGAGCUCAGAGGCGACCUGCAGGCAGCGCGUGACGAGCUGUCAUCCCUGCAUGCUGAGGUGGCUUCGCAGCAACAAGCCAUGGAUUCCAUGAAAGCUGCCCAUGCUCAGGAGCAAUGGAGAGCAGCACAGCAGCUUGCAGCAGUGCAGGCAAAACUGGGGGGCGUGAAGCAUGCGCACCAGCAGCUGCAGCAAGCUUUAGGAGAAGCCAGGCAGCAGAUCACCCAGGUGGAAAGGGAGUGGCAGCAGCAGCAGCAAGCAGCAGAGGAGGAGGAGAGGAGAAAGACGGAGGAGCAUAGGCGAGCGACGGAGCAGAUACAAGCCAAACUGAUGGAGGCUGAGGGUCAGAGGCAGUGUGCAGAGCAGCGUCUGGAAGAUUCCAGGAAGCGGGCUGAUGAGCUGGGUGGCAGGGUAAAGCAGUUGGAGCAACGAGCAGACGAGCAUAUGGCGGCAGUGCAGCAGUGGAGGCAAACAGAGGCGCGCCUGCAAGCCUCUCUUCACAAGGUGACCAUGAAAAAGCAGCAGCUGCAGGAUCAGUCUGACACUCUCAGGGCCCAGCUAGCGCACCACAAGGCGCUACAGCAGCAGAUGGAGGGCAUCUGGCAGCAGCUGCGGGUCAGCACAGACACACUCUCUGCCCUGCUACUCUGUAAUACUACCAUCGCUGGUAACCCUACUGGGAGAGGGGGUUUAGAUGAUAAUGAUGAUGAUGAUGGUGGUGGUGGUGGCGAUGAUGGUGGCAGCUGGGUGAAUAAAGGACGCUGCAUGGAGCAGCAGCAGAACCAGCAGCAGGAAGCAGCAGUGGAGAUGGAUGAUGAUGAUUGGCUGCUGGAGCAUGGGCAUGAGCUGGAACAGCAGCGGCAGGUGCAAGCACAGCAGCAGCAGCAGGAGCAGCAGCAGGCAGGGCGGGUGCAUGUGUCCGGGCAAGAGCAGCCUGUGCUGGCUCUGCUCCAUGCUCCUCCUCCUCCUCCGCAGCCCCCACAGCUGCAGCAGUCAGCAGCACGUGGGCAAAGAGCACCAAACAAUGAGAGACAAGUGGGAGAGGGGGGACAAGCGAGGCCGGGGGGACAAGCGGGACAAGCAGGUCCACCAUUGUAUCGCAGCGAUGCCAACAACCUCCAUCCUGUGCACGCUGCUUCUAACGCCCACUCGCUCCCCUAGUCUGCCCGUCAGGCGUUCCGCCCUCCCUAGUUGUCAAAUGCUGCUGGUAGGGUGAUAUGGCUGUUUAUAUGAUUGUGUUACACACGUUCGUUACAAUUGAGCAAGAUUGUUAUGAAUUACAACU